ACCGCUUGGUAGAAAAUUGUUGAUACCCUGCAUAAGUAAUGAAAGUCAUCCAGAAUCUUUUAGCUGGUUUUACAGUACAAACAAUGCAUGUCAGCGCCGCACCCAGCUUUUUCAUGAGGAUAAAAGUGGCCGACAUCGCCUUUCCAAAGAUUUAUGGCAUAGAAAGAGUGUUUCAAGGAAUCGUUCACUGGUAAUCAGCCCUUUUACAGAGAAGGAUCAAGGAAUAUACUCAUGUGAAUUGUAUAAAAAUGACAAGAUGACAUAUGGAUUGUCCACUUCAGUUGUUCUUGAAAAAGAAUCUCACAUGCCAGUAAUAACCACUGUGCCAGGCAGUGGCUUUAUGCAUGAAGUAACAAAGAAUGUGAUUACCAGCACAUAUUACGCACUUGACUCCGCUCUGAACAACACCACCAACAAAAGCAUAGUUAACGUUACCUGUCUGACACUGACGUGUGAUGGAGGCCCCACCAGUCUCAGUGCUGCCCAUUACGGGGGGCACAAUCAACAUGAUGGAGUACCUGCUGCAAGGCAGCGUCUUGGACCAGGCCCUCGAAAGCCUAUUGCACCGCCUCCGGGGCCUUUGUGACAACAUGGAACCCGAGACGUUCGCCGACCAUGAGCUGGUCUACCUCCUGAAGGGCCAGCAGGGCAACCCGUUCCUGCUACGUGCCCGCCGCUCCCUCUCCCACCCAACAGUUCCCUGGCACCUGCGCUACCUGGGCCAGCCGGAGGUGGGUGACAAGUCCCGCCACGCGCUGGUUCGCAACUGUGUGGAUGUGGCCACCUCGCACAGCCUGCCCGACUUCCUCAACGAAAUGGGCUUCCGCAUGGACCACGAGUUCGUAGCCAAGGGACACAUUUUCCGUAGAGGCGUGCUCAAAGUGGUGGUGAGUAAACUGUCACGCAUCCUGGUCCCUGGGAAUACAGAGAACACUGAGCCGCUGUCACUCUCCUACCUGGUGGAGCUCAGUGUGUUGGCCCCCGCAGGCCAGGAUACCAUGUCGGAGGACAUGCGCAGCUUCGCUGAGCAGCUCAAGCCCCUGGUUCACCUGGAGAAGAUUGACCCCAAGAGACACAUGUAAGAAGGGGUGUGUUAAGAUGAGCCUCUGUUGGCAGUCAUGGACAAAGUGGAGUUUUUAUUAAAAUGUAUUUUUUGGGACUUAAUUUUGUAUGAUUCCUAUAAGAAAGUGCUUUCCCACAGUCCUUUGUCUCUGUGAAGGAACUCUAUAUCUCACAAUCUUGAUGUGUAUCUCGUACAUUUGGAGAAGGACCAUCUGCCAUUAGGAUGUUAGUAGUGUUUGAAAAGGACUUCACAAGAGGAUUGACACAGCCAACAUGGACGAUGUGACAUGAGGCUUUGAAUGAGUCAAUAAAUAACAAUAUCUAUUCAGUGCUGAACAAUGGUUUUGUGUGAUGGUGAUAGUGCUUUGUACUGUGUUGGGUAUGUUUCCAGAAAUGCACAGCUAUAGUGUUUAUUAAACAUGAUUUUUCUCAACU
Molecule: messenger RNA, 1497 nt
Organism: Oncorhynchus mykiss (rainbow trout)
Lineage: Eukaryota; Metazoa; Chordata; Actinopteri; Salmoniformes; Salmonidae
Product: mediator of RNA polymerase II transcription subunit 18
Biological process (GO): termination of RNA polymerase II transcription; regulation of transcription by RNA polymerase II
Cellular component (GO): mediator complex; core mediator complex
Molecular function (GO): transcription coregulator activity
Source: RefSeq, a predicted model, not a curated record